UGUGCCCACGCUUCGACUACCACUGGACAAUAUAGUAUAGUAAAUAAAUGCAUGAUUUGUUUGACAAACUUGGCUGUACAACUAUCUAAACGGCAACCAAUCUUGUUGGGCUGCUUCCCGGAGGCUUUUAUUUUGACAGCAAGUUUUUUACCCGGAAAACACUGACUGCAGUGACAUGAAUCGUCAGUAGUCUAAGGUCCAGGCUAGACUUUGAGAGGAAAUUUUUUCACUGUACAACUUCCUGUUCAAUAUUGCAUGAACUGCAGGGUGAUGUUGAGGAGUGUAUUCAGGUGCAUUAGGACAAAUCCUGUUGCUGGCCAAAGGAGAAUGUCUCAAAGUAGCCUCGCUGGAAAGGUAGCCAUAGUCACUGCCUCUACAGAUGGAAUUGGUUUAGCUGCAGCUCAGGCUCUGGGAAAGAGAGGAGCCCAUGUGGUGGUCAGCAGCCGGCGGCAGGCCAACGUGGACAAGGCUGUGGCACUGCUGCAGAGCCAGAGCAUCCAAGUGACCGGGACCACCUGUAAUGUUGGCAAAGGAGACGAAAGAGAAAAACUGGUUCAAAUGACUCUGGAUCAGUGUGGAGGCAUUGAUAUCCUGGUAUCCAACGCAGCAGUUAACCCCUUCUUUGGAAACAUCAUGGAGUCCACAGAGGACGUCUGGGACAAGAUCCUGUCUGUAAAUGUGAAAUCGGCCUUCCUCAUGACAAAGUUGGUGGUGCCCCAUAUGGAGAAGAGGGGAGGGGGGAAUGUAGUAUUUGUGUCAUCUGUGGCUGGAUACCAACCAAUGCAGGCCCUGGGUCCUUACAGUGUGAGUAAGACAGCCCUGCUGGGUCUGACCCGGGUGCUGGCUCCUGAGCUGGCCCACAGUAACAUAAGAGUCAACUGUGUGGCCCCUGGAGUCAUCAAGACCCGCUUCAGCUCUGCGUUAUGGGGAAAUGAAGACAUCAUGGACGAGUUUAAAAGGCAGCUCAGCAUUAAAAGAGUCGGAGAGCCAGAGGAAGUGGGUGGGGUGAUUGCCUUCUUGUGCUCGGAGGAGGCUUCCUACAUCACUGGAGAGACCAUCACAGUGACUGGAGGGAUAGGCUGUCGACUGUGAAUCUCCAGUGGCAACAAAUUUGCACUUAAUUGUGUGUUCCUGUGUAGAUAUGUAUUCAUUAGUAAACCUUAGAAUGAGAGCUAUAAUUCGCCGAUAUAAGCCAGGAUACUGAGGAAUGUGAAAUUCUUCAAUCAAUUAUUGAUUUCCUGGGUGAACGUCCGUGCAAGAUUUCUGCUCUGUGACAACUCUUUUCAUCCUCACAGUCUAUGUGAUAAGAUUUCAUGUAAUUUCUAAAUAAAUGGGAGGGUUUUCAUGGAUUUUCACUUCUUCA
Messenger RNA from Etheostoma cragini (Arkansas darter), 1363 nucleotides. It is a transcript of the gene dhrs4, whose product is annotated as dehydrogenase/reductase (SDR family) member 4. The record is from RefSeq and is a predicted model, not a curated record. Lineage: Eukaryota; Metazoa; Chordata; Actinopteri; Perciformes; Percidae. The transcript has 9 exons. The coding region runs from base 256 to 1092 and encodes 278 amino acids. Gene Ontology annotation, molecular function: carbonyl reductase (NADPH) activity.